AUGACAGCUUUUAGGGAUGAUGAUCGAUGGUUCAAAGGAGGAGGAGAGGUUGUGAGCGCUUUGUCACAACACAUGAGGCAACGGAUAUGGGAUUGCUUGAGAGAUGACAAGAUUUCAGUGUUCUCAGUAUGGGGAUGGCAGGGAGUGGGGAAGUCACGGAUGGUGAGACAGGUGGUCGCCGCAAUGGAGGAAUCCGGAGAAUCUAGCCGUCUGUUCGAUGUGAUCAUACCAGUAAGAGCGCCAGGGAUCGAGAGUCUUGGAGAGAAGAUGCCGGAUAGAAUCAUCAAAGGAGGAUUGAAGCAGCUCACUUAUUGGUAUGAAAAUGCUGUCGAACGGUUGGCUGCAAAGGGGAGAAGGAAUCGGUUGAUGGAGAUGCAGAUGGGAAUCCAGAAGGCAUUGGAGAUUCCAGAGUCCAAACAAAUCUCCGCAACUGCUGCUAAGAGUAUCAAUGAUAAGUUAAGCGGCCAAAGGUUCCUCCUCAUCUUUGAAGAUGUUUGGGAAAGCUUUGACUUGAAAGAGAUUGGAGUUCCGGUUACAAGUGGCAGCAAAGUCGUCAUCACCACUCAAUCCGAGGAAGUCUGUUCUGAAAUGGGAGCUCAAUUAAAGAUCAAGGUGGAGGAGCCGUCUGAAGAAGAUGCCUGGGAUUUUUUACAGGAAGAGACGGCUGAUGUGGCUUCCAGCAUUGGUUUUUCAAACAGAGACAUGGUCUUUAAAUGCUUUUCUUACGUUUCCUUUUUGUGUCAGAACGGAAGCUCCAUCGACCGAGAUUCCUUGAUAGAAGAGUAUUGGAGGUCGGAGGGCUUUUUAGAUGGAUUCUUCAAUGAGGAGGAGAAUAAAGAAGUGGCUUUCAAGAGACUGGGGAAUGUAUUGCUCAAAGAGUUCGCCAAGAGAUGCAUGGUUCUAUUGUCCCUGACGUCAUCAAACCCAAAUUACCUCUCUCUCUUUCAAGAGGAGACUAAAAAACUAAAAUUUUAUAUAUGGGACAAUCAUCCUCGGGAAGCAGAAUUUAUGAACUGGCUACAAGAGCAAUUUACAAUGGAGGAAUCUUCAGGAGGACAAUAUCAUGUGGAUAUGAAUUCUCAUGUGAGGCAAGUUAUUGGUUCUCGAACGUUCCUAGUGAAAAACAACUUGGACGCAGAAGAAGCAUGCCAAUGGAUCUCAUUAUCUCACAAUCAGGUACAAACAUUCCAAUUCAGCUCUCCAAACUGCCCUCUGCUCUCGACGUUAUUGCUUAAUGAUAAUGAUCGCUUGCAAGAAAUCCCAGACAGUUUUUUCAAGAACAUGACCAGACUCCGAGUCCUCGACCUUUCUUCUACAAGCAUCACUUCCCUGCCAUCCUCCAUAUCCUGCCUUUGUGAAUUACGGUUGUUGAAGCUCCAAAGCUGCCACAAGCUAGAGGGUCUUCCUACGUUCUUAAAGUAUAUGCGGAAGCUUGAGAUCCUUGAUCUCCAUCAAACUGCCCUGACAAAGAUGCUGGAGGCAUCCUUCAAUAACAUGCAAAGCCUCCGACGCCUCGACAUCUCAGGUGCCUGCAACCUCAGUCGGCUCUCGCUCCAGGGUUGCCGCUCUCUAAUGACACUGGCCAGCCUAGAUAAACUUUCAAAACUUGAGGCACUUGAUCUUUCAGGCACGAAAUUGGAAGUUCUUCCGCACCAAAUUUUCAAUCUGACUAGCAUGCAGUUCCUAGACCUGUUGGGAAUGGAGCAUCUCAAGACGGUUGACUGGACAAAGAUAGAUCGGCUUCCAGAAAAAUUGAAUUGGGAUCGAUGUGGCUUGGGCUUGGUCCAUGAACAACUCCAAGACAGAUGCAGACGUCAUAUCUCGGUCAGUGAUGCUAGUGUUUUUUCGUCUUUGGACCGUAGCUCGAAACUGUGGAAAUCCUGCUUUCUAGAAUUCCACUUCUUGGUAUGUCCCUGCAAGGGAGGGCGCAAGGAUAGAUAUGGUCGUUUUAAAAGAAACCAAUUUCUCUACCAGCAUAUUUAUACUCAAUCUGAACAGUCUUUGAGUUAUGAAAGAGGACUGGAGGUUUGUGGUGGUAAUAAUUCCCUAGAUGGUGUUAGAGGGGUUCUCUCUAUGGCAAAAUUCUUUCAUUUGUAUGGCAAUGCGUUCAUUAAGGCACUGCCCAAUCUUGGCAUGGAGAUGGACAACCUUAAAGAAUGCUGGAUUGAGAAAUGCCAUCAAUUGGAGCUUCUAUUCGUUGGAAGAAUGGCAGACGUUGAUGCAGCAGUUUGCUUAGAAAAUCUAAGGGUGUCCAAUCUUGCCAAAUUAAUAACAGUGAGCCGGGGGAAGUUGGGAAGAGGGAGCUUCGCAUGCCUAAAGCAUAUAUAUUUGGAUUGUUGUCCGAAGCUAAUCAAUUUCUUCUCUUCGAGCAUUCGGUUACAGAAUCUCAAAUUACUUGAAAUAAAAUUCUGUUGUAGACUGGAGAAGGUUUUUGAAGAAGACAGCCAGGUGGGGCAAAAUGCAUUUCCACGGCUAGUUGAUAUAUAUCUUUGGGAGCUACGGAAACUGAAAAGCAUUUGCAGUGGGCACUUGCCGAUGCUGAAGAGGUUGAAGAUUCGAGGAUGCCCACUGUUGGAGAAGCUUCCUCUCAAUAACACAAAUGCUUCUGCAACACAAGUUGAGAUCCAAGGUGAGCUAAAAUGGUGGGAAAACAUAAAAUGGGAGGGCAGUAUCAAGCCAAGCUACAUCCAUUUCAAAGAAUGUUGUCUAUCAAGUAAGUGA
This is a messenger RNA of Magnolia sinica, 2721 nucleotides long. RefSeq names its product disease resistance protein At4g27190-like. The transcript has a single exon. Lineage: Eukaryota; Viridiplantae; Streptophyta; Magnoliopsida; Magnoliales; Magnoliaceae. Bases 1 to 2721 code for a protein of 906 amino acids. Gene Ontology annotation, molecular function: protein binding; ADP binding. The record is from RefSeq and is a predicted model, not a curated record.